AUGAUCUGUGAAACCAUCCUGAAGUCGCCGUUGGGCGAGCGGCCUCUAGCGCAAGAAGCAGCAGAUGUGGCGCGGGAACCGAUUCUGUUCAACCGGCGCAUUCUGCCCAACGGAAAGACACCGCUGGGAGGGCAGAAAUCAGCAGCGCGGCUUAAGGAUUGGAACCUGGGGAAGCUGAGGUGCACUGGGGCGGAUGGGGCUCCUGCUUUCAAGUCGUUGGAGCAGUUGAAAACGGAACUGAGGGAGAUAGAGCCGGCGAGGUUGGCGCUCAAGGCGUUGGAAGCAGUGCCAGAAGAUUGGAAGAAGGCACCAGUGGCAACUGGAGGGGAUAGCUCGGCUGCCUCACAGCAGCAACCGUUACCCAUCCAACAAGCAAGCGAAGUGGGGGAGCAGGUGGGGCAAGAGUAUCGACUGGAGGAGAAUCAUUGCCAUCAGGGACUCGCGGGUGAUUCCCAACCGUCCACGUAG
Closterium sp. Naga37s-1 is the source of this 468-nucleotide messenger RNA. NCBI's taxonomy places the organism in Eukaryota, Viridiplantae, Streptophyta, Zygnematophyceae, Desmidiales, Closteriaceae. The record is from the annotation of a GenBank genome assembly.